Molecule: messenger RNA, 1385 nt
Organism: Contarinia nasturtii (swede midge)
Lineage: Eukaryota; Metazoa; Arthropoda; Insecta; Diptera; Cecidomyiidae
Product: mitogen-activated protein kinase p38b-like
Exons: 7
Coding region: 1-1191 (396 amino acids)
Biological process (GO): protein phosphorylation; intracellular signal transduction
Cellular component (GO): cytoplasm; nucleus
Molecular function (GO): MAP kinase activity; ATP binding
Source: RefSeq, a predicted model, not a curated record
AUGUUUGUCAGUUGUACACACAUAGUAUACACAUCGUACACACAUAGUCUGUUUUGCAUUCGGUUCGAAAUCACACGAGCGUAUCAUACACAAAAUAAGCCGAAUUUGUUUGCCAAGAUGACCAAAUUUUACAAAGCUGAAAUCAAUCGAACCGAAUGGGAAGUACCAGAAAGGUAUCAGAGUCUUACACCUGUUGGUUCAGGUGCCUACGGCCAGGUGUGUUCAUCGCUGGAUACAAAUUACAAUGUCAGAGUUGCAAUCAAAAAAUUGGCACGACCCUUCCAAUCAGCUGUGCAUGCAAAGCGUACCUAUCGUGAGCUACGCUUGUUAAAACACAUGAAUCAUGAAAAUGUUAUCGGUCUAUUGGAUGUAUUUCAUCCGGGCAGCAAUACGCUCGAUGCAUUUCAACAAGUGUAUUUAUGUACACAUUUGAUGGGCGCCGAUUUGAAUAACAUCAUACGAACGCAACGUUUAUCCGAUGAUCAUGUGCAAUUUUUGGUGUAUCAAAUACUUCGAGGUCUUAAAUAUAUACACAGUGCCGGUAUUAUACAUCGUGAUCUUAAGCCAUCAAACAUUGCCGUUAAUGAGGAUUGCGAAUUGAAAAUUUUAGAUUUUGGUUUGGCACGUCCAACGGAAAAUGAAAUGACCGGCUAUGUGGCGACUAGAUGGUAUCGUGCACCAGAAAUAAUGCUCAACUGGAUGCAUUACACGCAAACAGUGGACAUUUGGUCGGUUGGAUGUAUCAUGGCUGAAUUACUUACGGGACGUACACUAUUUCCAGGAACCGAUCAUAUACAACAACUUAAUUUGAUUAUGGAUGUACUUGGAACGCCGCCCGAUGAUUUUAUGUCGAAAAUUUCAUCGGAGAGUGCACGAAAUUACAUUAAAUCAUUACCACCAACGAAGAAAAAGGACUUUAGUACAGUGUUCCGUGGAGCCAAUCCACUUGCCAUAGAUUUAUUAGAGAAAAUGCUUGAAUUGGAUGCGGACAAACGAAUUACAGCCGAGCAGGCCUUGGCCCAUCCGUAUUUGGAGAAAUAUGCCGAUCCAAAUGACGAACCAACAUCUCCACUCUACGAUCAAUCUUUCGAAGACAUGGAUUUACCAGUCGAAAAAUGGAAAGAAUUAGUUUUCAAAGAAGUGGUUAGUUUUGUACCCCAGCAAACCCCAUACACGGCGCCAGAGUGUUAAUAAUUUUUCUACUAACUAUCAUUUUCUUACAAAUUAUAUGUAGCCUUUUUUUCUUAUUUUUUCUCGUAAAUUAAAUUGCAAAUUAAAAAAAAAAGUUGUUGUUCAUAUUUGAGAGUGAGAGAUAUAGAAAUGGAAAGAAAUAAAAAUUUAAGUUAAAUCAUCGAACAAUUGUAUAAUGAAUGAAAGAAAAAAAA